UAAUAAAUACGUUUAACUUAUAUGAAAAUUAAAAUGACAUCUACAUUAAGAAUAAUAAAGAACAAAAUAAUACAAAAUAAAUAAUAUGUAUGUACAUACACUUUUUUACAUGCGAAAAGUUUUAGCGAUUCUGAACUUAAAUCGGGAAGAGAAAUUUUUUUCGUAAGUUGAAAAGCGCAAGAACUGGGUCAGUAGUAAAAGUUUAAACGUUAAAAAUUCACCAUCUUUAAAAUUGCGUCGGGUGCAUCAAUUGUUUUUUUUUUAUUUCCCUUCGUUUUAUUCAUUUUUAUUAAUUCUUUUUUACAUUAUAAGAUAAAAAGGAUAUAAUUCAUAUGUAUAGCUUUCAAAAGUUUUAUAAUUUUUUGUUAACAAUAUUAAAAUAAGAAUAAUGGAAUAGAAAACGAAAAAAAAACAUUUCUUUUUGGUUACGAGUAGUAGGCAUAAAAAGACUAUAUUUUUUGAGCAUUUUUAUAAUAAUUAAAAAACUUAAUUAACAAAUUAAAAAGAAAUGUAAUAUAAGAAAACAUUUACACAUAUAUUUAAAGCAUAUUAAAUAACAAACAAAACGAAAAGGAAACAUUUUGAAAAGUGUAUUAAAAAUAAUUUUUUUAAGAUUAAAAUCACAUGUGUAUAUGUUUUUAAGAACCGGCAAAUAAUCCGCUUAAAUUAUGUGCUAUUAAAAUUACAAUGUAAUAUAUAAAAAUAAAUAAAAUAAAAAGUAUUCACUUUUAUAAUUACAAAAAAAAAUGCAUAAAUAAAGAAAAAAUGUUAAAUAUGUCCGUUUAAGUAACGAGGAAAAAAUUACUUAUCUAAAAAAAAUUGAUACAUGUAUACUCAAAGAAUAAUAUUAUUGAACCCAAAAUAUGUGUAUUCCUUCGUGGAAAUUUAUUAUGUUAUUUUAAGACUCCAGAUCAUUCAAAACUAGUUUAAACCAUUCAAAAACUAAUUUUAAAAAUUGAAAAUUUUAUAUGGUAUGCAAAUUUUAGUUUUCGAUUCUAUAUUUCGAUAUUACAAGAACAUUUAUUUUUGGAAAAGCUCUCAAUUAAAAUUGUAUUGAAAAAAAACAGGAAAUAUACGUGCAAAUCCAGAAUAAAAAGUCACAGAAUAAACAAAACUUACAAAGAUUUAAUAUUUAGUUUUAAUUUCUACAUGUGUGAAAACCAUAUUAGAAAUGCAGCACCAUCACCAUAUACUUCGACAACAACAACAAAACCAAACACAACUCCAACAACAACAUCAACAGCAGCAACAACAAGUACUACAACAACCACAACAGCGGCGGCAGCAGCAACAUCAAUUUCAACAUCAAUUUCAACAUCAGAUCACUCAGGAACACCAAACACAUUCAGAAAAGCAUCUACAACAAUAUCGAACGCAAAAGAAUUUUCAUCAGCGAAAUAUGGAUAAUAAUAAUCCAAAAAUUAUUAAUAAUAAUCACAAUCAAACUGUAACGCAAAACCAUAGAUCACAACUUAAUCGAAACUCAACCCCGCCGACCGAUGAUGAAGAUAUUAAAGACUAUGAUGUUACACGUAUGCGUGAAGAAGAUUUUGAGCGUUUGACGGUAUAUAUUGUUCCAGAUGUACAUUGUGAAAGAGGUAUUAAAAAUAGAGCAGAAAAAACUUUACCAAGAAGUUUAACUUUAAAACCAUCGGUAGUUGAACCAAAUGUAAAGACUGAAGGUGUAUGGAGUACUGGAGUAAUACCAAGAGGUACAAGGUUUGGCCCAUUCGAAGGUGUACCCACGCCGAAUUAUCCUCUUGAUAAAAAUGCUGCAAGAUAUUUUUGGCGAGUGCAGGGAACAAGACACAUUACUUAUGGAAACAUUAAGAUAUUCAAGGAUGAUGAUUACUAUUAUUUAGAUGGCUCCGACUGUUCACAAUCUAAUUGGAUGCGUUACGUGGGUUGUGCUUAUAGUUUAUCUGUUAUGAAUUUAGUUGCUUGCCAACAUCAAGAAAAUAUAUAUUUUUAUACAAUACGUGACAUAAUGCCGAGUGAGGAACUCAUGGUAUGGUAUUGUAAAGACUUUGCAAAAAGAUUAGGCUAUGACGUAGAUCCUGAAAGAACGACAUAUAGCAUUUGUAAAGAGGAAACUUUAAAAAAACAUUAUACAAAUUUAACAACGCCACAAAUAUCGCCAGAAGUUGCGUAUAAUCAUAUAACAUAUGUUAUGGGUUUACACAUUCCCACAAGGAGAUCACUAACACCAAGUCCAUCACCACCACAUACUCUAAAUAACCAUCAAAAUAUUCAAAUUCUUUCAACUUCAAGUCAAGAACCCUUCACUGAAAAUAGGCAACAAUCAUCACAACAACCAACACAACAGCAACAAUCUCAGCAACAUACAUGUCUUCUAUCUGAUGCACUACAACCACCACACCAGCAACAGUAUCAACAACAAUUGAAUUUAAAACAUUGUCAUCGUACUGUAGUCCAUUUAAGAUCUGAAAAUAGCAAUGUAAAUUACAAUAAUAGUAUUAAUAGUGAAAAUCAAAAUAUUAACGACACGAAAUCAACUAUAAUUGCAAAUGAGGCUGAAUCAAAAAUACAGAUGAUUGUACGAGAUCAAUCACCAACUGUUGUUUCUUCCAAUACUCAUCAACAACAUACGCAAAUUAAUCGGGAAGUAAGUAAGGAAAGCAACGAUAUCAGCAUUGUAGAAUCGCCGAUUUCAUCGCAUAAGGAUGCGCAUUUUGAUGAUGCACAUUCCUUGACACCAAACGAUGGUUCUGUCCGUUCUGAUGAAGGUUAUCAUAGUAAUGAAUAUCAUGAAGAUGCUUUGACUCCCCCAGAAGAUUCUAGUGAUAGUGACAGUGAACAUAAUUAUGUUCUAGACUGUUCAAAAAAAGCCAUUGAACCCAAAGAGACUGCAAUCACUCAGAAAUUAUUAACAGAUUGUGAUAAUAAGAACGAAUACCGUAAAGUUAAAAUGAAAAUGCCACUAAAGUAUGAGUUUAAAAAUAAGACAAUUAAGACUGAAUGUGAAAAAGAUACCACCACUAGUAAUAAUACAACGACUGCAAAAGAAUUUUGUGUUAAUAGUAAAACAGUAGAUGUAAUACAUCAAACUAAUAAUAUCACUAAAACUAAAUCAGAACAUAUUAAUUCAAAUGCAGAAAAUUCUGCAGAAAAAGUUAAAUUAAAUAGCAUGAUAGUAACGCCACUUAUUUCAAGUUCCACGAACAAUAUAAACCAAGUUAUUGAAACCGAAGUUAAUUCUGAAAUGCUAGAAGAAAGGUCAUCAGUUUUAAUGACAUCCAAUAUUCAUACAACGACAAAUAGUGUAAUUGUUUUAGAUGGAAACCAAUCCACAGCUCACAGUUCCCAUUAUGAUCAACAACAUAAUGUUGUCUCAUAUGGUAAACAGUUUUACGAAUCUGAGACAGUAUCACCGCCUCCUCCUGAAGCUUCAUUAUCGUUAACGCAACAAGUACCUUAUGCAAGAUUUUCUCCUCCAACUUCAAGUAUUUUGGAAACUAUAUUAACCACUGGUAAUCGUAUCACAAAUAAUCAAGAAAUUGCUAAACAGCAACAAAAUGCUGCUACUCCACCACCUACUUCUCCUACGGAAAUGGCUUAUUCAUAUAAAAAAUCGCAUAGAUAUGGUAACGUAGUAAGCCCUGACUCAAGCUCUAAUCAUAUAGUUCUAAAUCAAGAAAUAUGUGAAUCCCAUAUAAUUUUGAAUGGAAGCAGUAGUAAAGAAACACAAAUCUCAAAUUCUGUUUCGCAGCAAACAAAUAUUUUCUCACCAAAUUACCAAACACGAUCAAAUAAUCAUUCACAUAACGAAUACCAAGAAGUGAUUUGCCGUCAAUCACCUUCGUAUUCCACAUAUAAUUAUUCAUCUAAUAGUCCAGCAGAUUUACAUAAUAUUGCAGCACAACACACACCAACAUCUACUUAUUCUCCACCACAUAACAGCAGUGGUUAUGAUCGAAUUUCCGCUAAUCAAAAUUAUGCGAUGCGAAAUUCUCCUACAAGCUUACAUCAAUUGCAAAAUAAUCAGCAUUUAUUAAAUCAUAGUUUAAUGCAACCACUGACCCCGCUUGUGACAAAUUUAUCUCCUUUACGUAAUGGACCAAUUUCGCCAUCUUGUAGCUUGAGUCCUGACGGAAAUUCUUGUACAAGGAGCGGCAGCCCAAUGAGUCCAGAAUCUCAUGGUUCCAGAGGGUACAGAUCCUUACCUUACCCUCUCAAAAAGAAAGAUGGCAAAAUGCAUUACGAAUGUAAUGUUUGUUGUAAGACUUUUGGACAACUUUCAAAUUUAAAAGUACAUCUGCGUACUCAUUCUGGAGAGAGGCCUUUUAAAUGUAACGUUUGUACUAAAUCAUUUACACAAUUGGCACAUUUGCAAAAGCAUCAUCUAGUGCACACAGGGGAAAAACCUCAUCAAUGUGAAAUUUGUAAAAAGCGAUUCUCAUCAACUUCCAAUCUAAAAACACAUUUAAGAUUACAUAGUGGUCAAAAACCUUAUGCUUGUGAUUUAUGUCCGCAAAAGUUUACACAAUUUGUUCAUCUGAAAUUACAUAAACGAUUACAUACAAAUGACAGACCUUAUGUUUGCCAAGGUUGUGACAAAAAAUAUAUAAGUGCCUCAGGUUUGAGGACACAUUGGAAAACAACAAGUUGUAAACCAAAUAAUUUAGAAGAAGAACUUGCUAUGGCUGCUGCUGCCACAUCUGAGUGUUUGAGUCCUGAUAAAGAACCAACGGAACCAGAUUCUCGAGAAUCUUAUGAAAUCCAAACGCAUUCUCAAUCUCAUACCCAUUUAAGGCAGGCAACAAUUAACGCACAAAAUUCUUCACAACAACACAAUUCUGCUGAAUUACAUCAGCCGCAUCAAGUGCAUCAGCAACAAAUAGCACAACAGCAAUCCCAGCAAAUUCAACAAAUAUUACAACAUUCACAUCAUUCUACAGCAAUAAUUGUUAAUCAAAAUCAUCAUCUUUCGCAACAAGAACAACCGCAACAAUUACAUCAACAUCAUCAUCAACAAGUUCUUGCACAACAAAUAACACAAAAUCAUAAUGAUAUACAUAAAACAGAUAUGUCAAAGGUUGUUACUAAAAUAUCUAAUCCGCACGUUAUUGUAGGCCAAUCAUCAAAUUCAUCUUCGGAACAAAAUUUUGGUAUAUCAUUAGCAAUUUCAAACGCACAUCCGCAUCUAAAUACACAGCAUACAGAGAGUAGACCAAGUGUAAUAGAAUCAAAUCAACCAAUGGUUAUAGAGUGUACGUAGAAAACAUUAUGCAUAAAAAUGUGCAUAUCUUAAUGAAAGAAAUUUUACAUGCAUAGUUAAUCUAUAGCAGAGCAAUAUAUUAAUUUUUGGAAUUUGUAUACUCUAUAUUAGUCAUUCGAAUAUUAAUUAUAUAAUAUUGAAAAAUGAUUAUAAGAUGUAAACAAUGAUUUCAAUAUCAAAAUACUAAUUGUCAUAAUGAAUUGAAACUAUAUUAUUAUAAUCUACUCUAUAUUAAUACUUAAAAAAUUAUCUAAAUGUGUUAUAUAAGUAUAGAAUAUGAACUUUAACUACAAAGAAGUAUUCUCAUAAAUUUAUUUUUUAGAAAGAUAAAUAACACGAACACAAAAUAUAUUUAAGUACGCGAAUUAAUUUGAAAGAUGAUUAAGAAAAACUUUCUUGAACUAAAAGCAUUUUAAAAUAACAAGUAAAACGUACAAUGUAUUAUGCCUACUUUUAUUAUUUUUAUAAAAAUGAAAACCAUUGAAACUAUAUAACAAAAAAUGAAAUAAUAAUUAACUUUGUAAGUUAAAUAUUAGAAUUAAAAACAAGUCAAUAUGACAAUGAUUAAAUUAAUUGAGCCGAGAUUUUCUGAAAUUGUUCAUAUUUUAGACACAAAUUUGUUUUUACUUUUUAAAUCUAACUGGGCUUUUUAAAAAAUAUUAAUAUGUAUAUGAUAAUUGUGUUCGCAUUUAUAGCAAUAUUGUUAAAAAAAUAUUCACGUACAUUUCCUUUGAUUAAAAUCUCCUACUUGCUUUUUAUUGUUUAACCAACUCUAAACACUUAUUUUUAAAAUUUACCCAAAAAAUUCUUUAUUUAUAGUGAAAAAAAAUAAAAGAGCAAAAAUAAAACCUAAACAUAUUUUCCUAAAAUUAGUAAUAUAAAGAAACAAAAAACAAAUGGUAAAAAAUUUAAAUGCUAAGAAAUAAAUUAACAUAGAAUAAAUAUUUAAGAAAAGAGUAAGGGAAAGCAAAAAAAAACAUGUAUAUAAAAGUAUUUUUUUAUAUAAAAAUGAUAAUUAUAAAUAAAUUAUUAUUAUAUAGGUACAUACGCAUAAAAAAAUACAAUAAACAAAGAUUUUUAUACGCAAAUAUCUAAGUAAGGAAAAGUCUAUAUUUAAAAUAAGAACCAAGUUCGAUUCAAUUAUAAGUAUCUGAGAUCUAAAGAAGUUUACUUCAUAACAUCUUAUUCAAUUGCGAUAACAUGUUAUAACAUAUACAUAUUUACUAGCUUAUAAGACUACAUGUAUAAUAAUUUAAAUAUAGUAAGAUUCGCGGUAAUUCGAAUUUGCAAUUUAAGAAUUUUCACAAUAAUUUAUAAAUUUAUAAACAAAUUUUUAAGGAACACAAACAAUAAAAUUGAGUUUACGAGUAUUAAUUGUUUUACCGCAAUAAUGAUUAUUAAGGUAAAUAUAUACAUAUACUAUAAUUAAAGAUCACAAUUAACAGUAGCAAAAGGGAAUAUAAUAAAAAGAAAUUAAUUUUAUACAAGUUUUAAAUUCACAUUGCCAAGAGUUUAUUUAGAAAAAACUUAGAAAUAAAUAAGUAUAAAUUUUUAUAUUUACUUGUAUGCGAAAUUGUGUUCCAAAAAGUUAAAUUAUAACGAUAAUAGUCUUGGUAUUCAUACUUUUUUUAAGUAUCUAUAAAAAAUAUAUAAAAUUAUAAAUAAUUAAAAAAAUUUAACAUAAAAAUGAAAAUUAUGUAUAUCUAUGGUAUACCAACAUAGAUACUAUACAUUUUAUAUACAAAAUUUUCUGGUUAUAUAAAAAUAAAUAUUUUGAUUAUAAAAAUUCGAAAUUGCGUUCCCGGAUCAUUGCGAUUCUAUGCUAUAAUUAAAUGGUAAAUAUGUUUAAUAAAAUAAAUAGAGUUUGUUAUGUAUAUUUACAAUUGUUAUCACAAACACAUUUAAUACGUAAUUUGUAUGAAAAUUGCGCCCUCAUAAAAUAGAACAAACGUUUAUAUUUUCUGAAAGCGAGCAAAAACGUAUCAAACAUGAGCAAAUCACUUAUUCACAAAUAAAACUUUGGUUUUUCAGUUAAAGUUUCAUUUGAAGUUUUAUUUAAAGUUUAGAUAAGUUUGGUUUUUUGACUUUUUUUCAAUUUCGGGAAUAUGUAAAUCUUUGUUACAAAAGAAAAUGUUGUGCAUAUAAUAAUGCAAACGUAUACACGAUAUGUAUAAGAAUGACUUAAUAGGAAUCAUAUGUAAUUGGAUAAAAAAAUACAAAUUAUGCUGCAAAACUAAAUAGACAUAUAAUAUAAAAUACAUACAUACAUACAUAUACAUAUAUAUAUAUAUAUAUAUUUAUAAUAUUCUAAUUUUCAAGAAAAUAUUUAUUUGAAUAUUCUCUAAAAUAUAUAUUAAUAUUCCAUCCAUAUACAGUAUAUAUUUAAUAAAACAUAUUCAUAUACACACACAAAAAUAUAUAUAUAAAAAUAUAAUGUGUAGUAUAAACUUUAUGAACGGAAAACGGAAAUUGAGAGAAUUCUUUACAAUUGAUAAGGUUUGUUACACCAAGUUUAUUAUAUCUAACUAAGGGUUCUUUAAGUAACUUUAGAUAUUCUUUAGAUACUUUAGUUGAUUAGAUAUAAAAAAUAAACUAAAUUGAUGUUGAAAAAAAUUUUAAAUACAUAUUAUCCUAAUGCAAUUCUUAUGUGGGAAAAUGUGAACAAAAGUCUCAAUAAGAAAAUAUGAGCAUUUUCGAAAAAAUUGCUUUAGCGCAAGAGCGCGUACGUAUUGUAAAAUUUAUUUAUUUUAAGUCGCCAUUGAACUUGAAAUCUUGGUCUUUCUUUGAACUUGUAGUUUUUGAAAGCAAAUUUUAUUCAAAUAACUUGUAUAACGGAAAUUUUUUACAAUAUUAUAAUUAUGUAUAUUAAAUUUUGUUUAUCAUUUCAUUUCACAAAAAAAUAUUUUUAAAUAGAAAUUUAAAAUAUUGUGAAUUAUUACUAUAUAUUAUGUACAUUUUUUGUAAAUUUUAAAAAUGAAUUUCUUUAAUUUAGUUAUAAAUGUACUUAUAUUAUUGUAGUAAAUAUAUUAGAAAAAACUUAUAUAAAUAUAUCAGAAAUACUUUUGUUUGGUAUUUAAUGCUUGUAUAAAUUCUAUAUUGUUUCAAUUUUAUUAAUAAACAUAUUACGAAAAAACACUCCCAUAUAUAAGCAAAGAAUAUUCAAAAUUAUUGUAAUAUUGUAAAUUAAAACAAAAGAAAAUAUGUAAUAUAAAAAUGUUCAGAAAAAGUAAAAAAUCUAAUAUAAUGUCAGCUGAAGAUCGGUGCUUGUAACCUGUUUAAUUUGUUCCGUGUAAUAAUUAACAUGGAUUUCUUGAGGUGGUUUAUUUACAUUUAUUUGAAAAAAUUAAUAUUACAUAUGAAUACAUUCACACUCUGUUAUGUAUGUAUAGUAUGUAAUCUAGUUUAAUUGAUAAAUAAUAAUAUUGCUGUAAUAUAUAAACAUACAUAAAAGUUAAAAAGAAAUUUAACAUAAACUUAAAAUAAACUUAAAAUAAUAUUUUUAAUAUAUAAUUUUAUAGAAGACAUUAUGAAAUUCUAUAAUUAUAAAAAAUUAUACAAGAUUAUAAUUAAAUACAAAAAACCACCAUCAAAACAUUAUUGUUUAUUAUUUUAAAGCAACCAAUAUUAAUAAAUUAAUUUUUAGAGAAAAAUCUAAUAACGUAAAUUUACUGUUAACAUUUACCAUGGCCAAAUAAAACAGGUGAAAAAUUAACUUUAAUUUUAAGACUGUAAAAUAAGAAUAUAGUUGAAUAAGAUAAACUUAUAAAAUAGCAAUUAUAUUUUAAAUUAUAUAAACCAAUAUAUGUAUACAUAUAUAUACAGCAAAUUCCUAAACUAAUGUUAAGUACAUUCAA
Molecule: messenger RNA, 9093 nt
Organism: Condylostylus longicornis
Lineage: Eukaryota; Metazoa; Arthropoda; Insecta; Diptera; Dolichopodidae
Gene: Blimp-1
Exons: 7
Coding region: 1172-5239 (1355 amino acids)
Biological process (GO): regulation of transcription by RNA polymerase II; cell fate commitment
Cellular component (GO): nucleus; cytoplasm
Molecular function (GO): DNA-binding transcription repressor activity, RNA polymerase II-specific; histone deacetylase binding; RNA polymerase II cis-regulatory region sequence-specific DNA binding
Source: RefSeq, a predicted model, not a curated record